Leptonychotes weddellii (Weddell seal) is the source of this 1867-nucleotide messenger RNA. Lineage: Eukaryota; Metazoa; Chordata; Mammalia; Carnivora; Phocidae. The record is from RefSeq and is a predicted model, not a curated record.
AUGGGAAUUAUUACUUUUGUUAAGAGUGAUCGUGGUAUUAACGGGAAGCUACUGGCUGAGCGGAAUGGAGUCAAAAGGAGGAGUGAGGAGCUGGCCACGGAGAAGGAGGCUUUGAAGCGGCAGCUCUAUGAGUGUGAAAGCCUCAUUUGCCAACGAGAUGCUGUCCUCUCGGAGCGCACUCGCCACGUGGAGAGUCUGGCCAAGACGUUGGAGGAGUACAGAACGACGACCCAGGAACUGAGGCUGGAAAUCUCACACCUGGAGGAGCAGCUGAGUCAGAUCCAUGAGGGGCCGGAUGAGCUACCGGAAGGGGCCCAGGCGAGAAGAGUGGGCUGGACCAGGCUGCUGCCCCCAUCACUGGGCGUGGAGAUCGAGGCCAUUCGGCAGAAACGGCUUCUCCUCUGCCAGAAACAAGAAGUGGCAGCCGCCACUCUCGCCAGCCCUCUGUGUGGCGUGUGGCAGUGGGAGGAGGUCAUCCUUGAGACGGAUGAGGAAGUGGAAUUUCUGCCUGAAGCCCCAACCGGGGCACAGAGAAACUUGCAGGGAGAACCAGCGCACCCUCAGGGAGGAAGGAAGGAGCGAUCGAUGUGGUUGCCCAGAAGAGACGAAGAGGAGGAAGCAGAGCCCCAGAUCACGGCCAAUCUCCCCAGCCCUCUGGGGGACCCUCACCCUGAAGACGUUCCAGGAAGUCCUCCUGAGAGCCCUGCCGAGCCCGAGCCGAGGCAAGCCCUGGUGCCUGUGCGGAAAGAGCUGGUCCCAGUCAGGAGGCCUGUCUCGGGCCAGCUCUGCCUGCCCCCGCUGCAGCCCCAGCUGUUCAGGUGCGCCCCGAAGCGGCUCCAGAAGGAGGGUGGCCGUCAGGCGUUGGGGCAUUGCCCCCUGCUGAGACAGCACCAGCCACCCCCCACCCCGGGGCCCUCCCGAAGCACCGGACUGCCUCCCAACAGGGUCGCUCGGCCCCCGCUGGCCCCGGCACCCCUCCUGGGCCUGCUGCUGCUCCUGCUGUUCUCCCUCCUGCUCCUGGGCCGGUCCCCGCCCCCCACCUGGCCCCACCUCCAGCUCUGCUACCUCCAGCUGCCGCCUGUGUGAGCCGCUCAGAGCAAGGUCUAGUCAGAGAAUUCCCCGGGAAUCCUACUGUUAUUACCACUGUUGUGCCACCUCGAGCUGGGAGGACCCCAGUACGGGGCCCCCAGAUACAGUGCUCCAGGAUCCACACCCCUGUACUGGGUUUUUCUGUGAAGUCUUUCGGUUCUUUUUUUAACACUGGUGACUACAUUUCUCAGCAAUAGCAAAACAUUCCCAAUAAUGGAUUAAAUACUAAGGGUUUAUUUUCCUCCUAAAACAAGUUUGGAGGAGGACAGCUGUGGGCCCACAGCUCAGAGUCUCCACAGCCUGGGGGUAGAGGGAGCUAUGAUUCUCUAUGAGAUCCUCUCGGCCCUUCCCUCUGGCUAAGGAGAUGACAGGCGUAGCUUCAUACGUCACAUCUGUAGGAAGAAGGGGACGCAUCCCUUCCUUUCUUUAUAAAGAAAAGCCGUGGCCUUCCCACAGCCAGCAGCAGACCUGUGUUUAUGUCUCAUUGGCCAGAAGUGUUUGUUGCACCACUCCUAGCUGCAAGAGAGGCCGGGAGACUGAGCGCCUCUCCCCUCUCCUGGCAGAAAGAGGGAGAGAGACACGUGGGCCGGGCACACAUCACAGAUGUCCCCUGCAGUGCAAACAGCCCAAAGGAAAUGGACCACUGUGCCAUUUGCUCACUCAUCGCUUACUGCUCAUCCUCGUGUCACAAUUAGACUUUAGAAGAUAAAGCUAUGGGGCGCCUGGGUGGCUCAGUCUGUUAAGUGUCUGCCUUUGACUCAGGUCAUGAUCUCGAGGU